Molecule: messenger RNA, 404 nt
Organism: Juglans regia (Persian walnut)
Lineage: Eukaryota; Viridiplantae; Streptophyta; Magnoliopsida; Fagales; Juglandaceae
Product: NADPH-dependent oxidoreductase 2-alkenal reductase-like
Exons: 2
Coding region: 44-373 (109 amino acids)
Molecular function (GO): 2-alkenal reductase [NAD(P)H] activity
Source: RefSeq, a predicted model, not a curated record
CCCUGAUGGCAUCGAUAUAUAUUUUGACAAUGUUGGUGGUGAAAUGCUUGAGGCUGUGCUCAACCACGUUAACAAGCAUGCACGGAUUCCAAUCUGUGGCAUGAUAUCUCAAUAUAAGAAGAAAUGGACGGACAGAGAUGGGGUAAGAAAUCUCCUGAAUAUUGUAGGUAAAGAGAUAAGGAUGGAAGGGUUUUUGGUGGGUUCAUAUUUGGAUCGUUUUGGGGAUUUUGCAAAGGAAAUGGAGAGCUACAUAAAAGAGGGCAAGAUUAGUUCCAAGUACACAAUCUACCAUGGAAUCGAGAGCUACUUGGAGAGCUUAGGCUCCCUCUUCACAAGCACUAAUAUUGGGAAAGUUGUGAUUGAAUUCAAAUGAUAAUAUGAACAUUAUCAACUCUAUUUUCCUC